Molecule: messenger RNA, 2339 nt
Organism: Cynara cardunculus var. scolymus (artichoke)
Lineage: Eukaryota; Viridiplantae; Streptophyta; Magnoliopsida; Asterales; Asteraceae
Exons: 8
Coding region: 309-1919 (536 amino acids)
Biological process (GO): polyamine transport
Cellular component (GO): periplasmic space
Molecular function (GO): polyamine binding
Source: RefSeq, a predicted model, not a curated record
GACGACGGCGCUUAGACUCCUUCUCCCGACCAGGCUCUCCCUUUCCGGCGACGGCGACAGGCCGACGACAACUUCCUCUCCAGCUCUUCCUCUCCGGCUCUCCGUCUCCGGCUCUUCCUCUCCGGCUCUCCCUCUCCGGCUCUCCCUCUCCGGCUACUGGGCUACGGAUUCAAGUUCUGAAAGGGAAAGGAAGCCAUGAUGGAUUUGUCCCUCUAAACUGAAUGCAGUGGACUAACUCAGGGAGUUGACUCACCCAGAGCUCGCAUCAAAGACACACUCUUUGUAUAGCGUUUGCAACAACCACAAAAAUGUCGAGGUUGCAUGCGUCACUUCUUGACCACAAACAUCCCUUGUUUCUUGCAUCUCAUAGCCUCUACUCCCUUCCUCGCCGGAUUUUUGACUUCCAACCGACAUCUGUUUCAAACACAUCUUCUUGCCGAAACCUCAUCUUAAGUUCGUCUACUGUCGAACAACCGACAUCCAAUUCUGAGAAUCUGAUUCCCGCACUUGCCACAUCGGCUGCACUGCUCUUUAUCAGUUUGGGAGGGAUUCGUAGCUCCGCCUGCUUUGCUGCUACCUCCGGUAGUCCACCGGUUGUCGCUACCACCAAUGACAACACAUUGGUCGAGAAUCGGUCAAUUCAAGACAGUUCAUCUGGAGAGUAUGAGAAUGAAGAAGUGAAAGCUGCAUUUGAGAGUUACAAAUCAAAAACUUAUGCUCUGACUGUUCCAUUGAGAAUUGUUGCUCUCCGCAGCUCAGUCCCUCCUUUAUGGAUCAAGAAUUUCAUACAAUCUCAAGGAAGGAGAGUGAAAUUUCGUCUAGAAUUUCGUGGAACUCUUGAGGGUAUAUUUUCAGAACUCUCUACAACAAUAGGUAAAGGAAAAGUUAGUUCUAAAUUGGCUGGGGCUGCUGAUAUUAUCUCUCUUGGUGACACCUGGGUAAAUUUCGCAAUUAGCAAGAAAUUGAUAGAACCCAUACAGGGGGUUGAUGAGCAAGAUUGGUUCUGCAAACUAAGUGACAAGUGGAAGGUGUAUUUGCGCAGGAAUGAUGAAGGGAAAUCAGAUACUGAGGGUAAGAUAUGGGCUGUUCCAUAUCGAUGGGGAAGCAUGGUAAUAGCUUACAGAAAAAACAAAUUUCGACAGCAUAAUUUGGCUCCUAUAGAGGACUGGGCAGAUCUGUGGCGGCCUGAUCUUGCUGGGAAGAUUGCAAUGGUUGAUUCUCCAAGAGAGGUUAUUGGUGCAGUCCUGAAAUACUUGGGAGCAUCGUAUAAUACAAGUAACAUUGAUUCUCAAGUUACUGGUGGAAGAAAUGCUGUGAAGGAUGAACUUGCUGCACUUCAAAAACAGGUUCGGCUAUUUGACAGUGCAAACUAUCUUAAAGCAUUUAAUGUUGGUGACGUAUGGGUAGCUGUUGGGUGGAGCAGUGAUAUUGUUCCUGCUGCCAAACGCAUGUCAGAUGUUGCUGUGAUUGUUCCGAAAUCAGGAGCUAGUUUAUGGGCUGAUUUAUGGGCAAUACCGGCUGCCUCAGGCAUUGCUACAGACGAACUUGGAGGGCGUAUAAGAGGGCCAUCGCCGCUCGUGCAUCAAUGGAUUGAUUUCUGUUUGCAAUCUCAAAGAGCGAUACCUUUUGAGGAGGAGAUUGUUGCUGGUGCAUCACCAUCUGCCUUCGAUAACACCCCUUUGCCGAAGUCCAAAAACCUGAGCAAAAAUAAGCCGAAGCUUGAUACAAACCUCAUCGCUGGAGGAGUACCACCGCCUGAGAUUCUAACGAGGUGCGAGUUUUUGGAGCCUUUAUCGGAUUCUGCAUCCUUAGAUCAUCAGUGGUUGAUAAGUAGCAUGCAGAACCCAAAUCAUGGAUUUAUGCAUAAAUUGCAGCAUUGCAUUUUGUGGGCAUCGAAUGCCUUACAGAUUAAGUUAUAAAACAUCUGUGUAGUUAAAUUUUAGCAUUGUUUGCACAUUUAGAAAGGGCUGAAACCCCAAUAACUGAACGUCACAUGUAUUUCUACGUUAUUGUUUUUCGCUCGGUGGCCCUUCUGCAAUUCUGCAGGUAUCGCAUUCAAGAUCCUGCAGUUGUUGCUCGACCACUGUCGUCUCACCCCUGUUUUCAAGUUAGAUCGUCUUUGAUCGGUAUAGUUUUAAACGCCCUUCUUGGCGGCAUAGACGAAACUAGGCCCUUCCAUGACUGUUUUUAGUAAGCAAAAAAUUUAAGGCACCUACUUGUUGCCACGAUAUAUUCUUUUGAAGCAUUGUAAUAUUUAUAUACAACAAAUGCAAAAAAAAUAAAAAACUCCAUUUAGGAGUUGUUUGGCAGUUGCUGAAUGGUUUGGUGCAUAAUGAAAU